UCGGCGGGAACAGGCGGAUGCAUGAAAGCGAAAGACGUCCGCCGGCGGCGUCGGUGGGAGCGAUGAAAGUUGAUAGUUUUGAACAGUUCAUUUUCGCAGGGGGGAUUAUUGGCUUCAGUAUUUGGCCAUUGUUUAUGAUGCAUGUACAAAAAGUAGAUCAGAGGCUGAAGCUGACGACCCAGCUCUGAGUAUUUCUCUGGUCUGCUGUCGACGUAAAUCUUUAUACAAUCAGGAAGUCCGGGCAUUUUCCUCUUCCCGAGACACAAAAGUUGAAUUACCUGUUGAGACGUCGAUUUUUUAACGUCUGAAAAUGAGGCUUCACGUUCCAUAACGCUUAAAGCUCAUUUGUGUCCGUAGAUAAUUUAACUUUAGCUCGUUUUUACGUGAUUGCAGUCGUUAUUCUUCACCCGGAACACCUGGAUUUUCACUCCGCGGGUGAGAGACAUGGAUGCUCCUCAGCUCACUGAAGAUGAAAUGGCAGAAAUUAAGAAGGACGUGCUGACCAGACUGCGGCACUACCUCUGCGACAAGAUCCGAGCAGACCGCCACCUGGACUACCUGCGUUCUCGUCGCAUCCUGACGCGAGACGACGCCGAGGAGAUCAGCUGCCGGUCCACGCAGACCAAGAGGACGGCCACGCUGCUGGACAUCCUGGCCGAGAACCCGCGCGGCCUGGACGCUUUGAUUGACUCCAUCCGAGAGCUGCGUUCGCAGAACUUCAUCAUCGCCAAGAUCACAGACGAGGUCCAGAAGGCCAAAAAUGAGAAGAUCGAGUCUCUCAAAGCAGCCUCAAGUUUCUCGUCGGACGGCACCUUCAGCCCCCCGGGCACGACCAGCGACCUUUCCUCCACGUUCUCCCACAACUCCACCCUGCUCUUCCAUCCAGACGGAGAGCGUAGCCCCUCCAACUCCGAGGUGGCGGGCUCCCUCAAUCCCCCCUCGUUACAAAAGUGCGGGGACCAGCUCUCCGUGGCGGGGGCCAGCAUCGGCGUGGCCUCCUCCUCCACCGCCUCCUCCAACCUGCCCAAGCCGGGAGACCCGGGGGCCCCCCCCCUGCCGGACGAGGUGACGGUGGAGCCCCCCUCGAACGUAGACGCCGCCACGCCGGGAUGCACCAGCAGCGGCGCGGACCCAAACUUCCAGCCCCUGCGACGGUCCUCGUUCAGCCAUCAGGGAUACACUCACAGGGUCACGCAGAUCAUUCAACACUGUCCCCGUCCUCGUGCCUUUGGUUCCGCAGAGUUAACAGUGAAUGUUGAGCGGCCGACUCUUCGAUCAGACGAGAGGAGGCUGAAUGGUCACGUAAGAUGGAGUACCGGCACGCUGGGGUCAAAGGCCGAGGAGGAUUUCCGACGGAAGCUCAAAUACUUCUUUAUGAAUCCCUGUGAGAAGUACAGAGCCAGGGGUCGGAAACCAUGGAAACUGAUGUUACAAAUCCUAAAAAUUGCAAUCAUCACUGUACAGUUAGUCUCUUUUGGGCUGAGCAACGAAAUGAUGGUCACAUUCAAAAACGACAAUCUGAUGACGUUCAGACAUCUGUUCCUCAAAGGAUACAAGGAUCACCAGCAGGGAAGCUAUGCGCUUUACACUAAAACAGAUGUAUAUGACCACAUUCGCUUCAUUAUUAACAGGUUUACCAAUCUCCAAAACCUGACUAUAGGCAAUCUUGCAUAUGAGAAAAUUGAAGGAAAGUACACACCUUUGUCCAUUUGUCAGAUGUUUUACCGAAACAUCAGCAUUGAUCCUGGGGAUGACACUUUUCAUAUUGAUCCAAAGAUUGAUAAAGACUGUAUUUCAAUUGAUCCUGCACAGUCGCUGCACAACAGAAGUCUGGCAGCAGAAAAAAACCUGUCCUUCGAUUUUAAAAGGCUGUUAUCAGUGAAUGCCUACCUCAUUUUGAAAACCAUCAAUCUGCAGACUGUGCGGCACCACGAGCUUCCAGACUGUUAUGACUUCCAUAUCACGAUCAUCUUUGAUAACCAUGCACACAGCGGGAAGAUAAAUGUUGAUGUCCAUCAUGACGUUAGAAUAUUUGAAUGCAAAGACUGGAGCGUGGAGGGUAAAUCCGGGAAGAUCGACUAUCUCCUCCUGUCCUUUGAUUCUGCUGUCAUCCUGGCAUGCUUGGCCUCACUCAUCCUCUGCACGCGAUCUGUCAUUAAUGGCAUCCAACUCCAGUUUGAAUUCAACAUCUUCUUCCACGUCUACUACAAUAAGAUUGUAAGCUGGUCAGACCGCAUGGAGUUUGUGAACGGCUGGUACAUCCUGAUCAUCAUCAGUGACACGCUGACCAUUGUGGGGUCAGCACUGAAAAUUGGAAUACAAACAAAGUUUUUGACCAACUAUGAUGUGUGUAGCAUCUUGUUGGGAACAGCCACAAUGCUGGUCUGGGUUGGUGUCAUCCGUUACCUUGGUUUCUUUAGAAAAUACAAUAUCUUAAUCUUAACCCUGAGAGCAGCAUUUCCAAAUGUAAUCCGUUUCUGCUGUUGUGCGGCCAUGAUCUACCUCGGGUACUGCUUCUGUGGCUGGAUUGUCCUUGGACCUUAUCAUGACAAGUUUCGCACAUUUGACAAGGUGACCGAGUGCCUCUUCUCCCUCAUCAACGGGGACGAAAUGUACGCCACCUUCCUGAAGAUGAAAGACAAGAGCUAUAUGGUGUGGUUUUUCAGCCGAGUGUAUCUCUACUCCUUCAUCUCCCUUUUCAUCUACAUGGUGCUCAGCCUGUUCAUCGCUCUGAUCACGGACACCUACGAGACCAUCAAACACCACCAGAAAGACAAGGAACCGGUGUCUCAGCUCCAGUCCUUCAUAGCAGAGUGCAGAGACCAGCCAGAGUCUGGGAUGUACCAAACUGAGGAAGAACCUUUGACCUGCCACCCAUCUCUAUGCUGCUGCUUUGGGUGUAAAUGAAAUUCAGAGGUGUCAAGCCAGUGCAAAUCUCAUGGUGAUGCAAAGCAUCCAGCAGAGUGCUAAUUAUUUAAUUGUGUGUGUUAAUAAGGGAUGUGAGUGUUGACAUAUCAAGAAAAUGUACUUCUAUUUUAUUUAUGUUAAAAAAUAUUGCAGUAAAUAAUAUACAAUUGCUUGAAAUACCACAUUAUUAUCAUGCCAACACAGAGGGUAGAUUUUCUUUAAUAGCUAUUGUAAACAAAAAGAAUAAAAUAAAUAUGAAAUAGAUAUUAAAGCAAUGUGCGACCACUUCAGCAGGGUCAAAGGUCAAUUCAUGGCAGUUGCAUCAUUUGGCAACAUUUUUGCACCCAGUGGCUGGUACAUUUUAUAAGCCAUGAUACCUCAGGUUGCUCAUACUAGUUUCCACUGCCAUGAUUUUUUGAGCUCGCUAUCUCUGUUUUUAGGAGCACUUCACUGGAAAUAUCAUUCCAAGAUUUGUCAGUGAAAAUCUAAAUUUACAAUAUCACUCCAAAUGGUAUAAUCUGUCUUCAUUUGCUCGUAUUGUUUGCAAAUUAAUUUGGUAAUAUGUCAGUCAUGAAGAAUAUUUUUCUUAACAACAUUUUUGUCUUUUUAUUCAUGUUGCACUUUUACAUAGGGCGCUAUGUACACUCCUUUCUGUCAAAAGUUUAUGCAAAGUUAUUUUGUAUGUUGUUUUUAAAAAAGUAUUUAGCAUCA
This is a messenger RNA of Menidia menidia (Atlantic silverside), 3618 nucleotides long. The record is from the annotation of a GenBank genome assembly. NCBI's taxonomy places the organism in Eukaryota, Metazoa, Chordata, Actinopteri, Atheriniformes, Atherinopsidae.